GCGGAAGAAGGCGGGUGAACUGGCAGCACUUGAGUUUCAGAUCCCCUCCCUACCUGUCGCUCCAGAAGAGUGAACUGGCUAGGGAAGCUCUGGAGAGGCUGCUAGGGGAGGGAUCAUCUGCAAAGGUGCCUGGCUUUACAGGUCUCACCAGGUUGGAAACGGGCUAUUUUAGCAAGUGUCACGCCAUGUCUUUUUACUUUUCACAGCUUUUUCCCACUUCCCAAUUAAAGGGUGACAUUCCUGCAUAAGUUAAAAUGUCUUUGCCACUUACAGAGGAGCAGAGGAAAAAGAUUGAAGAGAAUCGACAAAAGGCUCUGGCCCGUAGGGCUGAGAAGCUGUUAGCUGAACAGCCUCAGAGCACAGGCUCAGGCUCCACUGUUACCAACCCUUCCUACUCCAAGCCAGGCCCUUCCCAGAAUCUCCCAGGGGAGACUUCUGAGCCAGUGGGCCAUGGUGUCAAUUUCAAGCAACAGAAUCUGAAUAAUUCAUCUCACAGAGACCAAAGACCUCACCAUUUUCAGCCCAGCACACUACAGCAAGCAAAGGGGAUAUGGAAGAACCAAGGAGACAUGUCUACAGCCUGCCCAAGGCACACCCCAAGUCAAAAGAUUCUUCCCGGGCUCGCUCCACCCUUGGCACAAACUCCUCCAGUUGUCUCUAACCAACAGCUUUUGGGUUAUAAGUCAGGUCAGGGUCAUCCUCAGCCUUCACAUAAGAUCUCAUCGACACCCAUUGCUAACACACCCGAGGAGCCUUUGACUAAAGCAAAGAGUUCCCAGGACACAGCCGGUUUCUCUGGACCACCCCUCAGGGAUCCUGAGUUAGAGACAGUGAAACCCUCUACCUCAGGGCAGAGCAUUUGGGACAUCCAUUAUGGCUCAUGGGGAGUCACAUCCAGGGCAGAAGGGAGACUCCAACAGAGACUACAGCCCUCACUCCAAAAUGCAAACUGUCUAAAGGGAAGAUGCAUAAGAGAAGGAGACCGGUUCCGGGUAAAGAUCGGUUACAACGAAGAGCUCCUUGCUGUGUUUAAGAGUCUGCCCAGCAGAAGUUAUGAUCCUGCUACUAAGAUGUGGGACUUCAGCAUGACCGACUACAGGGCCUUGAUGAAAGCAGCCCAGCACAUCUCCACAGUCUCCCUGCAGCCAUUGGAAGGAGUUGAUGAGAGCAGUGGGAGACAGACCAGCCUUCCCUCAGCUCCAUCCCUCACCUUUGUCACAGGGAGAUGCCUGCUCAUCUCCCGGGCCCGCUUUGAGGUAGACAUCAGCUAUUCAGAGCCACUGAUUGAGGUGUUUAAACAGAUGGAUUCCUGGAUUUAUGAUGUCAAGACCAGGAAGUGGAACUUUCUCUUGGAAGAGUACAACAAGCUAAUUGGAAAGGUGUGCAGCCUCCAACAGGUUCAGCUGGAGCCUCUGCCCAAGACUCUGACCCUGGCGUUCGCAUCUCAGCUGGAGAAGACAUCUCCCCAUCUCACAGCAGAUGUCCCUGAAGCUGACCUUUCUGGAGUGGAUGCCAAGCUUGUGUCUAAUCUCAUGCCCUUCCAGAGAGCUGGAGUUAACUUUGCCAUAGCAAAAAGAGGCCGCCUGCUGCUUGCCGAUGACAUGGGCCUGGGGAAGACCAUGCAAGCCAUCUGUAUAGCGGCCUAUUACCGAAAGGAGUGGCCGCUUCUGGUAGUCGUGCCGUCCUCGGUGCGCUUCACCUGGGAGCAGGCCUUCCUUCGGUGGCUGCCAUCUUUGAACCCAGAGAACAUCAAUGUGGUGGUGACUGGGAAGGGCUGCCUGACAGCUGGCUUGGUCAACAUUGUCAGUUUCGACCUUCUUAGCAAGUUGGAAAAACAGCUGAAAACCCCUUUCAAAGUUGUCAUCAUUGAUGAAUCACACUUCCUCAAAAACAUUAAGACUGCCCGUUGCCGAGCAGCUGUGCCCAUCCUAAAGAUUGCCAAGAGGGUGAUCCUGUUGUCGGGCACACCAGCCAUGUCCCGGCCUGCAGAGCUUUACACCCAGAUCAUUGCUGUCAAGCCAACAUUCUUCCCUCAGUUUCAUGCCUUUGGACUUCGCUACUGUGAUGCCAAACGGCUGCCUUGGGGCUGGGACUACUCAGGCUCCUCCAACCUGGGAGAGUUGAAGCUCCUGCUGGAGGAAGCAAUCAUGCUGAGGCGCCUCAAAUCUGAUGUCCUUUCCCAGCUUCCCGCCAAGCAGCGCAAGAUGGUGGUGGUCAACCCAGGUCGGAUCAGUGCCAGGGCCAGGGCUGCCCUGGAUGCUGCAGCCAAAGAAAUGACCAGUGACAAAACUAAGCAGCAGCAGAAAGAAGCCCUCAUUGUGUUCUUCAAUAGAACUGCUGAAGCUAAAGUCCCAUGUGUCAUUGAAUAUAUCCUGGACCUUUUGGAAAGUGGAAGGGAGAAGUUUCUAGUGUUUGCACACCACAAGGUGGUUCUGGAUGCAGUUACUAAGGCGCUUGAGAGAAAGCAUGUUCAGCAUAUCCGUAUCGAUGGCUCCACCCCCUCAGCAGACCGUGAGGAGCUCUGCCAGCAGUUCCAGCUGUCUGAAGGGCACACAGUAGCAGUGCUGUCCAUUACAGCUGCCAACAUGGGCCUCACCUUCUCCUCAGCUGACCUGGUGGUGUUUGCUGAGCUGUUUUGGAACCCAGGGGUACUUAUCCAGGCUGAGGACCGGGUACACCGCAUCGGACAGACAAGCUCUGUGGGCAUUCACUAUCUGGUUGCGAAAGGCACAGCAGAUGACUACCUUUGGCCUAUGAUUCAAGAGAAGAUUAAAGUUCUGGGGGAAGCUGGGCUUUCUGAGACCAAUUUCUCAGAAAUGACAGAAGCCACUGAUUACCUCUAUAAGGACCCAAAGCAGCAGACUAUCUAUGACCUAUUCCAAAAGUCCUUUGAAGAAGAUGGAAGUGACAUGGAACUCCUGGAGGCAGCAGAGUCCUUUGACCCAGGAAGUGCUUCAGUAACCUCUGGAAGUAAUUCCCAGGAUCUGGGAGACACCCUGGAUGAAAGCACCAUUACGAACAGUCCACCACAGAAAAGGAGAUUUGAAUUUUUUGAUAACUGGGACAGCUUUACCUCUCCCUUCUAAAAAGGUCAAGAAAAAAAGGAA
This is a messenger RNA of Nannospalax galili (Upper Galilee mountains blind mole rat), 3107 nucleotides long. It is a transcript of the gene Smarcal1, whose product is annotated as SWI/SNF related, matrix associated, actin dependent regulator of chromatin, subfamily a like 1. Gene Ontology annotation, molecular function: ATP binding; ATP-dependent chromatin remodeler activity. NCBI's taxonomy places the organism in Eukaryota, Metazoa, Chordata, Mammalia, Rodentia, Spalacidae. The record is from RefSeq and is a predicted model, not a curated record. The transcript is spliced from 18 exons. Gene Ontology annotation, biological process: DNA repair; replication fork processing. The coding region runs from base 255 to 3086 and encodes 943 amino acids. Gene Ontology annotation, cellular component: nuclear replication fork.